AUGGAAAGAAAACUUACUCGUGAUGAUAUUUUGGACAUUCUUUUUGACUCGGACGCUGAAUCCGGCAGCAGCAGUGACGGACCGCUGUCAGAGAGCAACGAGGAAGCCCACCUCCCGGAAAACCUUGCGGGCUGUGAUCGUUCCGUAGCGCCGGCGAUCCCUGACAAUGCCGGCCCUGCCAGUGAGGGCGCUGUUGUGGAGGACUUCCUUCCAACCUGGACAUCCAAUCCAUUCUCUCCACCAGCCCUGGACUUUGACAACACUACCAAAGGUGUUCAAGGUAGUCUAACAAAUCCUUCUGAGGCAGAAUGUUUCAGAUUAUUUAUUAAUGAGCAACUUGUGGAGCAAGUGGUGCAGGAGACCAAUAGGUAUGCUCAUCAGCUGAAAGAGUCGGCUACUAUCCCUGGGAAACUGGCAAAGUGGACUGAAACAACUGUAAAUGAAAUUUACACAUUUCUGGCAGCUGUUAUUCUUAUGGGCCUGGUAAGAAAAAACUCCUUGAGAGAUUACUGGUCCACCGAUCCAGUAAUACAGACCCCUUUUUUUUCUACUCUCUUCUCUCUGGAUCGGUUCCAACUCCUCCAGAGGGCCCUCCACUUUGCUGACAAUGCUACAGCAAAUCUCAGGGAUCCUCUGAAUAAAAUUAGAAGUGUUUUCACCUCUCUGAUGGCUGCUUUUGGACAGAUGUUCAUUCCUCACAGGGACUUGUGCAUCGACGAGUCACUGCUGCUGUGGAAAGGCCGGCUUGGAUUUCGACAGUACAUUCCAUCAAAGAGGAAGAGGUUCGGAAUCAAGCUCUUCAUGCUGUGUGAUGUUCUGACUGGGUACGUCAUCAAUGUGGUAGUGUACACUGGCUCCAGCACAGACAUCACACACACUCCAGGACUUGGUGUGUCUGGCUCAGUAGUGCUGACACUGCUGAAGCCAUACCUGGGGAGAGGGCAUACUUUGUAUGUGGACAACUGGUAUACCAGUCCUUCUCUUUUCUGUCACCUGCUGAGAGGUAAAACCGGGGCUUGUGGAACAGUGAGGGCCAACAGAAAGGGCAUGCCACGCUUCCGAGACAGGAUGUCCAGAGGGGAGGUGGACUUUAAAAGUUGCGAAGAAAUGCUGGCAGUGAAGUGGCAUGACAAACGCGAUGUCCACAUGCUGACAACAGUCCACUCAGCAGAGAUGUCACCCUCUGGAAAGAUAGACCACACCACUGGAAAUGAGAAAAUCAAACCCCAAUGCGUGCUGGACUAUAAUAAAAAAAUGGGUGCUGUGGAUAAGGUCGAUAUGAUGGACAGUUUUGUUGGCUGUACUCGUAAGACUUUAAAAUGGUACAAGAAACUGUUCUUCCAUUUUUUGGACCUUGCAGUACACAAUGCAUUCAUUUUUUACAAGGUGAAGCAUGAUUCUAGCCUGACAUACAGAAAGUUCAGUCAAAAUCUUGUUCGCCAACUUGUGGGAGAACACCACACUCCCCGGAAGCCAUCUUCCGGUGGUCGCCCUCCUGCUUACAGCCCACUUCGUCUCACUGCUCGGCAUUUCCCCUCUGAGAUCCCUACAACUGUCCAACAGGGGAAGAACACACGCAGGCACUGCAAGGUUUGCCUGACCACUAAAAAGUGCCCACAGAAAAGGCAAAAGACGAGGUUCAUGUGCAAACCUUGCAACACAGCACUGUGUCCAACAGAGUGCUUUGAACAGUACCACACUUCUGCCUAUUUCUGA
Molecule: messenger RNA, 1716 nt
Organism: Onychostoma macrolepis
Lineage: Eukaryota; Metazoa; Chordata; Actinopteri; Cypriniformes; Cyprinidae
Product: piggyBac transposable element-derived protein 4-like
Exons: 1
Coding region: 1-1716 (571 amino acids)
Source: RefSeq, a predicted model, not a curated record